UGCUCACGUUUUAUGGUCCCAAAAAGUGGCAAAGUCUAGAAAGACGUAUUGGUUUAAGACUCUUGAGCAAGUCUGAGCUGCUCUUGAUUCAUCAGUUCUACUCUGGCAUCUCUUGGAAUGGCCACUUACUCUAUUUUCUCUACAAACCCAACUCCCAUUUUUUCUGGUUCUUCAAGCAUCCAAAUCCAAGAUCCUUUGUCGAAUAAUCAAUGGCUGGGGUGUAUUUCAUUGAAGAUGAAGCCGAUGCAUCUACGUCGCUCAAAUGGGUGUAGAUUGAGAACAAGAGCAGCUUUAAGUGAUGAUCUAAAAGCCUUUGAAGUUCCUUGUCAAUGGUACAAUCUAAUUGCAGAUCUUCCGGUGAAACCUCCUCCCACUCUGCAUCCCCAAACUUUCGAACCAGUUAAACAUGAAGAUUUGUCUCCUCUUUUUCCCAAUGAGUUGAUUAAGCAGGAGGCAAGCAAUGAGAGGUUCAUAGAUAUCCCAAAUGAAGUUCUUGAUGUUUACAGGCUUUGGCGCCCGACUCCUCUGAUUCGAGCGAAAAGAUUGGAGAAGCUUCUUAACACCCCUGCCAGAAUUUACUACAAGUAUGAAGGAACUAGCCCUGCUGGAUCGCAUAAGCCCAACACGGCAGUCCCACAAGUGUUCUACAAUGCACAGGAAGGCAUCAAGAAUGUUGUGACUGAAACUGGAGCGGGGCAGUGGGGGAGUGCUCUAGCUUUUGCCUGCAGCUUAUUUGAUAUCAGCUGCGAGGUAUGGCAAGUUCGGGCUUCUUAUGAUCAGAAACCAUAUCGUAGAUUGAUGAUGCAGACAUGGGGAGCAAAGGUUCAUCCUUCUCCAUCAAGCAUUACUGAUGCCGGACAGAAAAUUCUUCAGAUGGAUCCAUUGAGCCCUGGAAGUCUUGGAAUCGCUAUAUCAGAAGCGGUUGAAGUUGCAGGUAAAAAUGCUGAUACAAAAUACUGCCUAGGGAGUGUGCUCAAUCAUGUUUUGCUACACCAGACUGUUAUAGGCGAGGAGUGUCUUAAGCAGAUGGAGGCUAUAGGUGAAACACCUGAUGUGAUCAUAGGUUGCACCGGUGGUGGAUCAAAUUUUGCAGGGCUUACUUUUCCUUUCAUUCGGGAGAAGCUCAACGGGAAAAUCAACCCUGCCAUUAAAGCAGUUGAACCUACAGCGUGUCCUUCAUUGACAAAAGGGGUUUAUGCGUAUGACUAUGGCGAUACAGCUGGGAUGACUCCAUUGAUGAAGAUGCAUACGCUUGGACACGAUUUCAUUCCUGACCCAAUUCACGCUGGAGGAUUACGCUAUCAUGGUAUGGCCCCGUUGAUAUCACACGUCUAUGAGUUGGGUUUCAUGGAAGCAACAGCAAUUCCGCAAACUGAGUGCUUUGAAGCGGCAAUUAAAUUUGCUAGGACUGAAGGAGUAAUACCGGCACCAGAGCCUACCCAUGCAAUAGCUGCAACCAUAAGAGAAGCAAUCCAAUGUAGAGAGAGUGGAGAAGCAAAGGUUAUCCUAAUGGCAAUGUGUGGCCAUGGCCAUUUUGACCUUGCAGCUUAUGAAAAGUUCUUGCAAGGAAAUAUGGUUGACUUGUCAUUUUCAGAGGAAAAGAUACAAGCUUCAUUGGCCAAAAUUCCUAAAUUGGUGCCAUAAGGUGUCUUCUAUAUAAGUAUUGAAGGAAUUUGCAGGUACUGAAUUCAAAUGAGACACUGUUGUAACAAUUUUGGGGUACCUUUUGUUUUUUUUUUCCCCCCUUAAAGAGUUCUGUAAAACCUGAGAUGUUACUUAUCUGCAAUCUAGUAGUUUGUUAUUGAUGAAAAUUUCGAGUUUAAUCACGGAGUAAUAGCUCAGUUGGUUA
Tripterygium wilfordii is the source of this 1849-nucleotide messenger RNA. RefSeq names its product tryptophan synthase beta chain 2. NCBI's taxonomy places the organism in Eukaryota, Viridiplantae, Streptophyta, Magnoliopsida, Celastrales, Celastraceae. Bases 118 to 1644 code for a protein of 508 amino acids. Gene Ontology annotation, biological process: L-tryptophan biosynthetic process. The transcript has 6 exons. Gene Ontology annotation, molecular function: pyridoxal phosphate binding; tryptophan synthase activity; L-serine hydro-lyase (adding indole, L-tryptophan-forming) activity. The record is from RefSeq and is a predicted model, not a curated record.